UUCAGCGGCUCCACGUGGGUGUAUGCAUGUUACAGGGGAAGUAAAUAAGUUGUAGCGGUUAAAACAGAUAAUACAGCUGUCAAAAUACAUAUAAAAUCAGUUUUAUAGAAAUAAUUCCGCUAUUAAAAAUUCACAUCAGAGAGAAUCUCCCUGAGACUCUGUAAUGACAUGCUGAGGAGCUCCUGUCGGAUCAUUAACAAUAUAUUAUCACGACAUUUACUACAGUCCUCAAAAUUAAAGGGUGACCAGACUCGUGUGUUUUGCACGUUUUUCAACAUGACUGAGGAUUCAGUCAAAGCUGUGAAAAGAGCAGCAGAUGAUGAUGAUCCGCACGCCGAAACCGAGCAUGAAGACAAGAAGCUGAAAACAGACCCGGAGGAGAGGAAGUACCCCAAGAAAAAAGUGGCCCUGCUGAUGGCGUAUUCGGGGAAAGGGUAUUAUGGGAUGCAGAGAAAUGCAAGAAACUCACAGUUCAAAACGAUUGAGGAUGAACUGGUCACUGCUCUUGUUGGAGCUGGAUGUAUCCCAGAAGGCCAUGCAGAAGAGAUGAAGAAGAUGUCUUUCCAGAGGAGUGCACGAACUGAUAAGGGUGUUUCCGCUGUUGGUCAAGUUGUUUCCCUGAAGGUGUGGAUGAUUGAGAACAUCCUGGAGAAAAUCAAUGCUCAUCUGCCACCUCAGAUCAGAGUUUUAGGUUGCAAAAGAGUCACCGGUGGCUUCAAUUCCAAAAACAACUGCUACGCCCGCACCUAUUCCUACAUGCUCCCGACUGUGGCCUUCUCCCCAAAAGACUAUAACCAGGAGGACACGUCUUUUCGUCUGACCCCAGAAACUCUUCAGACGGUCAACCGGCUAUUCGGCCUGUACAAAGGCACCCACAACUUCCACAAUUUCACCUCACAGAAAGGUCACCGGGACCCCAGUGCCAUGCGUUACAUCACCCACAUGUCCUGCGGAGAGCCGUUCAUCAGAAAAGACGCUGAAUUUGCCGUCAUCACAGUGCGAGGCCAGAGCUUUAUGAUGCACCAGAUCCGCAAGAUGAUCGGCCUCGUGAUCGCUGUGGUUAAAGGAUACGUGGAUGAAGGGGUGAUGGAGAAGAGCUGGGGAGAGGAGAAAGUUGGUGUUCCCAAAGCUCCAGGGCUCGGGUUGGUGCUGGAGCGUGUGCAUUUUGAUGGCUACAACAAACGUUUCGGUGGAGACGGCAUUCACGAGACUCUGGAAUGGACCAAGGAGGAAGAAACCAUCGCGGAUUUUAAGGAAAAGCACAUUUAUCCGACUAUCGUGGAGACCGAGCUCAAUGAGAAGUCAAUGGUGAAUUGGAUGACGUCGCUGUGCAUUCAUGAUUUCGAAGAGACGGCCACAGGAAAUCAAGACCGCAAAGAUGAUGACGAAGAUGGAAAUGCAUCUGACUGAACCAAAGGAAACAGAUCUCCUUAUUUUGUUUUACUUUUGUGAGAAUUCAGUUCCUAUGUUUGCAUUAUUAUAAUUCUGAAAUUAA
Danio aesculapii is the source of this 1495-nucleotide messenger RNA. It is a transcript of the gene pus1, whose product is annotated as pseudouridine synthase 1. Gene Ontology annotation, cellular component: nucleus. The coding region runs from base 169 to 1410 and encodes 413 amino acids. The record is from RefSeq and is a predicted model, not a curated record. Gene Ontology annotation, molecular function: pseudouridine synthase activity; RNA binding. The transcript has 6 exons. NCBI's taxonomy places the organism in Eukaryota, Metazoa, Chordata, Actinopteri, Cypriniformes, Danionidae. Gene Ontology annotation, biological process: mRNA pseudouridine synthesis; tRNA pseudouridine synthesis.